Trichomycterus rosablanca is the source of this 1005-nucleotide messenger RNA. RefSeq names its product neurexophilin-1. The coding region runs from base 1 to 837 and encodes 278 amino acids. Gene Ontology annotation, molecular function: signaling receptor binding. The transcript has 2 exons. Lineage: Eukaryota; Metazoa; Chordata; Actinopteri; Siluriformes; Trichomycteridae. The record is from RefSeq and is a predicted model, not a curated record.
AUGCCUCCGAGCUCAGAGAAGCCGACGCCGCUUCAGGACAUGUUGGUUCUGGGAAAGGAAGAUCGACACUCCUCCUCUUCUAUGAUGUCUAAGUCCUCAUCCCUUGCAGAACCCUCAAAGACUCUGGGUGUUCUAGGUGGUCAGGGCUCUACGUCACCCUUCAGUCGCUGGGUACAGAACAGUAAAGGUCGUCCGGCCAAUGUGUCAGCAAUAGAACUGCCCUACCGCUCACCUGUCCCCUUUCCCAAACAGGAAUUCUGGGAGAUGUUGGGUAGUGACCUCCUCAAGCCUGACACUACCUCUGAUGCUGAUGCCUUAGGGGGCUCUCGUGUCAAGCGACGACCGGUCGUGAAGACUGGAAAAUUUAAAAAGAUGUUCGGCUGGGGUGACUUCUACUCCAACAUCAAGACCGUGCGCCUUAACCUGCUCAUAACUGGCAAGAUUGUGGAUCACGGAAACGGGACAUUCAGCGUCUACUUCCGCCACAACUCUACAGGCCAGGGCAACAUCUCGGUCAGCCUGGUGCCCCCUGUAAAGGCAGUGGAGUUUGACCUGGAGCGCCAGAGUGUAGUGUACCCAAAGGAAUCCAAGAUCUUCAACUGCCGAGUGGACUAUGAGAAGGUGGACCGCAGCAAGCGCACCUCGCUGUGCAACUAUGACCCAUCCAAGACCUGUUUCCAGGAGCAGACCCAGAGCCAUGUAUCCUGGAUCUGUUCCAAGCCCUUCAAGGUCAUCUGCAUCUACAUCUCCUUCUACAGCACAGACUACAGGUUGGUGCAGAAGGUUUGUCCAGACUACAACUAUCACAACGAGAUGCCAUACCUGCCGUCUGGAUAGACGGGGGAAUGGAAAAGAGGGCAGUAAGACAGAAGUGAGUUCUGAGAAGACAUGAGGAGUGUAAAGAAGACAGCAUGGUAAAAUAGUGUGGUUAAGACUGUGGAUGCGGGGCAUGUGUAUAUCAGAAGGAACUGCAUAAUUUGCUGUCAUUGUAGGGAAUCGUAGAGA